Molecule: messenger RNA, 1545 nt
Organism: Sitophilus oryzae (rice weevil)
Lineage: Eukaryota; Metazoa; Arthropoda; Insecta; Coleoptera; Curculionidae
Product: short/branched chain specific acyl-CoA dehydrogenase, mitochondrial
Exons: 9
Coding region: 159-1418 (419 amino acids)
Cellular component (GO): mitochondrion
Molecular function (GO): acyl-CoA dehydrogenase activity; flavin adenine dinucleotide binding
Source: RefSeq, a predicted model, not a curated record
AAAUACAGAGAUAAUUCAAAAACAAGUCAAACAAGUUUUGCAAUGGGAAAAGAUAAACAUUUCAUUAAAGGGAUCAACUCUGGCACAGUGUAUAAAGUACCGUCGUUUGGUUCGGGUCGUUUUUGUUCGCCGGUACCACCUACAGAAGAAAUUUGACCAUGGCUGCGAUAACAAGACAGAUACUUCGUAAUUUUAGAAAAACUGGCGUAAGGACUGUUUUUCUUUCUUCCAAAAAUUGCGAACACGCUGGUGGUCAAUUGCCACUGACAUUUUUGUCUGAGGAUGAGAAAGCGAUGCAAGAAACAGUUUCCAGGUUAGCGAAAGAACAAAUUCUGCCACACGUCCGUGAUAUGGAGAGAGACAAAAAAUUUAAAGAUUCAGUAGUGCAACUAUGCUUUGAAAACGGGCUUAUGGGUAUUCAAACUCCUUCCGAGUAUGAUGGAUCAGAAUGUAACUUUUUGACGGCUGUACUUAUAGUAGAAGAAUUGUCCAAAGUAGACCCGUCCAUAGCUGCAUUCGUUGACAUUCACAAUACACUAGUUAAUAGUGUAUUUCUAAGGUAUGGCACCAAAGAACAAAAGGAGAAGUACCUGCCCCGUCUAGCAACAGAUACGGUAGGUAGUUUCGCUCUGUCAGAACCAUCAUCAGGAACCGAUGCCUUCGCAUUAAAAACCACAGCAAAACGGGUAGGGGACGACUAUGUCAUAAAUGGGUCGAAGAUGUGGAUUUCAAAUUCAGAUUUCUCAGGAGUAUUUUUAAUUAUGGCCAAUGCCGAUACCUCAAAAGGCUACAAAGGUAUAACCUGUUUCAUUGUGGAAAGGGACACUCCUGGAUUUACGAUAAACAAACCGGAGGACAAACUUGGAAUUGUAGCUUCGGGCACGUGCAUGUUGACAUUUGAAGAUGUCAAAGUUCCAGCAUCUAAUGUCGUGGGUCAAUUUGGACAGGGGUAUAAAAUUGCCAUAGAUGUAUUAAAUGAAGGUAGAAUUGGUAUAGCGGCACAAAUGUUAGGUCUAGCUCAAGGAUGUUUCGAUGCUACCAUUCCUUACACGUUAGAAAGACAGCAAUUUGGGACACCUAUAUUCCACUUUCAGGAAUGCAACACCAAAUUACUACCCACGUGGCCGCCUCAAAUUGAAGCGGCACGAUUGCUGACAAACAUACAACGCUGCCAGAUUGCUGGACCAAAGGGAGCGCCCUUCAUUAAAGAAGCUGUGUCCAUGGCCAAAUACAUAGCCCCAGCAGCCCAACAAACCACUGUUAAAUGUAUCGACUGGAUGGGAGGGGUGGGAUUCACCAAAGAUUUCCCCACAAGAGAAAUUCUACGGAUGCAAAAAAUAGGUAGCAUUUACGAAGGAACCAGCAAUAUACAACUUACAACAAUAGCAAAAUCAAUUGAGAAGCAGUACAAACAAUAGUUAUAAUUUUUAACUUAAAUUCUAAAUUGAAUUUGUAUAAAGUUUCAUAAAUCUGUUUUUUAUAUACCUGUUUAUAUACAUAACCUGUAUUAUUUACAAUGUUUCAAUAUAUUUUUUUAUGAAUUAA